Xiphophorus maculatus (southern platyfish) is the source of this 2184-nucleotide messenger RNA. It is a transcript of the gene sult4a1, whose product is annotated as sulfotransferase family 4A member 1. Gene Ontology annotation, biological process: sulfation. Gene Ontology annotation, molecular function: sulfotransferase activity. The record is from RefSeq and is a predicted model, not a curated record. Gene Ontology annotation, cellular component: cytoplasm. The coding region runs from base 221 to 1147 and encodes 308 amino acids. NCBI's taxonomy places the organism in Eukaryota, Metazoa, Chordata, Actinopteri, Cyprinodontiformes, Poeciliidae. The transcript has 9 exons.
GAUCCAACUUUAGCUGUGUCCUUAUCCGUUUAGUAAGAAGCCGUGCGCGCGCACGUCCUGACUCCUCGAGCGUGGUCCUGAUGCUAGUUCUCGGGGACGCGCGUUACGUCACCACUCGCUGCGUGGGUCACCUCGCUGCCCGCAUCCAGCGACAGGCUCUGCAUCCUUUCGCGUGGGCGAGCGCGUGCUGUCCACCUUGCGCUGGCGGAGAGUUGCAAGAAUGGCCGAGAGCGAGGCAGACACGCCGAGCACACCGAUCGAGUUUGAGAGUAAAUACUUCGAGUUUGAUGGAGUGCGGCUGCCGCCCUUCUGCAGAGGGAAGAUGGAGGACAUCUCCAACUUCUCCCUGAGAAGUAGCGACAUAUGGAUUGUUACCUACCCGAAAUCAGCCGAAAUGGGUUUUAGAGUCCACUCACAGCAUUUUACAGUCUGCAGGUUGUUUCAUAAUCACCUGCCAGCAAGAACCAGUCUGCUGCAGGAAGUUGUGUUUCUAGUGAGUCAGGGAGCAGACCCUGAUGAGAUUGGCCUUAUGAACAUCGAUGAGCAGCUACCUGUCAUAGAAUACCCUCAGCCUGGGCUGGAUGUCAUACAGGAGCUGACCUCUCCUCGCUUGAUAAAAAGCCAUCUACCCUACCGAUUUCUCCCUACAGCUAUGCACAACGGAGAGGCCAAGGUUAUCUACAUGGCCAGGAACCCCAAAGACCUGGUGGUGUCCUACUAUCAGUUCCACCGCUCUCUCAGGACCAUGAGCUACCGUGGAACUUUUCAGGAAUUCUGUCGGCGCUUCAUGAAUGAUAAAUUAGCUUAUGGUUCCUGGUUUGAACAUGUUCAGGAAUUUUGGGAGCAUCGUUUGGACUCCAAUGUCCUCUUCCUGAAAUAUGAAGACAUGUUCAAGAACCUGGGGACGAUGGUGGAGCAUCUGGCCCGGUUCCUCGGUGUUUCCUGUGAUAAAACUCAGCUGGAAGUUCUGGUGGAAAACUGCAACCAACUGAUUGAGCAAUGCUGCAAAUCUGAGGCACUGUCUAUCUCUAGCUGUCGUGUGGGUGUGUGGAGGGACGUCUUCACUGUGUCCAUGAAUGAGACAUUUGAUGCUUAUUACAGACAGAAGAUGGCCAAAUCUGACCUAAGCUUUGACUUCUGCCUGUGAGGACAGCUGUACCUCUCUCACCAAAGACUCUCACUCCCUUGAUACCACUGAUCUCUAUAAGUGAUCAUAUCUUGUAGAGAUAUGAUCUGCAUUUCCAUCAGCUCAAUCAGUCUGAAGUUUAACUGUGCAGUCUGAGAGUAGAUUGACCUUCUAAAAAGGUUCCACAGAAAUCACACUUUCAACCAAACAGAAAUCACUGUGUAACUUCUAAAAUAUCAAUGAUCAGUUCCAAAAUUCACUAUAUUUGUUGAGGCUGCUGUGUACAUUUGGGUUACUGUGGAAACAAGCAGGUUCUACAAACCACAGAAAGCAAGAAGUAUUUGGAUCAUGCAGUAUUUACAUCUACUUCCUUUCCACUUGGAAGCAGAUAGUUUCUAACUUCCAGCUGGACUCUGGCCUUGUUCCAGAGACUGUUUGGUUUAAUAAACAAGACAAAUCACAUUGUGUUCAACAUCCACAAAAAUGGUGUCAGGACUGCAAUAUUUCCAAUGUUAUUGCUUCUUUAAUGUACACAUACGAAUGUGUAGUUGUACUGUUACAUUCAGCAGAUGUGAGUCAACAUUCACUGACAUCUCAGGAAUUUGACAGUUGUGAGCUUUCUUCUGAGAGUUGACUCUGUCUCCAUUCCAAUUCUCCUGUCUUUAUCUUCUUCCACAGUCCUUAGGUGAACUGUGCUGUGCAAACUAAUUUUCACUGCUUAGAGUCUAGCACAUUACAAAAAUUCAGUAUAUUCUUAACAGAAAUGAAGGACAUUUGUUGGGUUUAUUGUUUAUCUUGAAACAAUGUUUCUUGGCAAUAGAUCUUAAACCACUGAAAUGUCUUCGUCAUUUAUAUAUAUGUAUAUUUUAGGAUUCAUUUUAAAAUUCUUAUGUUUGUUUUUAAAUCACUACAUAAUCUUGCCCCGGCUUACCUCUCUGAGCUUCUUCACCCAUACAUACCUUAUCGGCCUCUUAGGUCCGCAGAUCAGCUGCUUUUGGAGGUACCGAGAUCAAGAAGGAAGCUCAGAGGGGACAGGGCUUUCUCUGUCAUGGGCCCCA